Daucus carota subsp. sativus is the source of this 709-nucleotide messenger RNA. RefSeq lists its product as uncharacterized. Gene Ontology annotation, biological process: nucleobase-containing compound metabolic process. Gene Ontology annotation, molecular function: nucleic acid binding; 3'-5' exonuclease activity. The record is from RefSeq and is a predicted model, not a curated record. Gene Ontology annotation, cellular component: cytoplasm; nucleus. The coding region runs from base 101 to 709 and encodes 202 amino acids. The transcript has a single exon. Lineage: Eukaryota; Viridiplantae; Streptophyta; Magnoliopsida; Apiales; Apiaceae.
AUGUAAAGUCACAGGCUCCUUGGCCUCUCUACUUCAGCAAACACGCUAAUAAAUCUCUAUCAAUGCCAGCAACACCACAAACACAAACAUUGACAAAGAAAUGAAGUACUCAUCAUCUAACCAUUCAGUAUCAUUCAGCGGAAAAUUCAUCGAAACAACAGUCACAAACAACCCUUCCGUGGCAGAUCACUGGCUCCGUUCAGUCCUCCUACACCAAAAAACCGCACAAAAAAUAAUCCCAGUUGGUUUCGACUGCAAGUUCAAUCCCCACCCUAUUCCAUCAAUGAGCAACAAGAUAGCAACAUUACAGUUAUCCAUCGAAACAAAAUGUCUUAUUCUGCAAUUAGUCCACAUGGACUGCAUGCCACAUUGUAUAAAAAAUUUAUUCGACGACAAAAGAGUUACUUUCUUUGGUGUUAGGGCUAAGGCCAAUGCCGCGAAGCUAUGUCGCGAUUAUGGCCUUAAAUUUUGGAGGAUUAUUGAUAUUCGGGACUUGGUCAAGAUUUGGUUUCCGAUAAGGUAUUCGGGGGAAUGUAGCUUGAAGGCGAUUGCUUAUGAUGUGGCUGGGCUGAAAAUGAGAAGGCGCAAGAAGAACUGUGGGAUUGAUUGGGAAGCCAGAGUUCUUGAUGUGGAGUUGAUUGAGUGUGCUUGUGUUGAUGCUUAUGCUUUGUAUAAGAUAGCUCAUGUGUGUUGUAAUGAUUUAGUAUGA